AUGAAUGAAGACGCCUUCCUCAUCUUCCUGAAGCACUUCAUCCGCCACACCAACUGCUCCACCGAUCACCCAGUCCUGCUCAUUCUGGACAACCAUGAGUCUCACAUCUCACUCAAGUCAGUGACAAUUGCUAAAGAGAAUGGGGUCAUUAUGCUCACCCUGCCACCUCACACCUCACACCGCUUGCAACCAUUAGACAAAACUGUCUAUGGACCACUCAAAACCUACUAUAACCGAGCGAUGGAUGGGUGGAUGCGAUCACAUCCUGGGCGAACCGUAUCGAUCUAUGAGGUCUCGGAACUUGUGAAGCAAGCGUUCCUCUCUGCAAUGUCACCAACAAACAUAACCUCAGGUUUCAGAGCAACAGGCAUAUACCCUUUCAACAGGGACAUCUUCCCGGAAGAAGACUAUGCACCAUCAAUGGUGACAGACAGGGCAAAUCCAGAAGAUGAACCCAGUACCACUGCUGACCUGCCUGGAGAAGAGCCCUCCACCAGUGGAGCUGCUCACCUGCCUGGACCAUCUCAUGAGCCAACACAUGUCACAGAUCCAGACCCAGGAGAGCCACCUGCCACUCCCGAGCACUUAUCAAGUGACAAAUCUGGUUCUUCUGCUCACUUGGGUUAAGUGUCUCCA
Messenger RNA from Gymnodraco acuticeps, 636 nucleotides. RefSeq lists its product as uncharacterized. The coding region runs from base 1 to 627 and encodes 208 amino acids. The transcript has 2 exons. Gene Ontology annotation, cellular component: nucleus. Gene Ontology annotation, molecular function: DNA binding. NCBI's taxonomy places the organism in Eukaryota, Metazoa, Chordata, Actinopteri, Perciformes, Bathydraconidae. The record is from RefSeq and is a predicted model, not a curated record.